ACGACCCUUGCUUGACGGCAACCAAAAUCUACGAGCCACACCGCAGUACAGAGUAUGUCACCGAUCCAAACAGCUUUCUUAAAAUAUGUGAUACGCACUUGUCUGAGGGCUGGUACCAGUUCACCCAUAUGAAUGGAAUGUUGGCCACCGGUUGUGUGGAGGACUUUCGCUGCGGUACAGACUCGCCUAUGUGGAUGGUUGGGGAACACCCGGCAGUCGGUGAUGGUGAGGUCGACCGUCAGGCUUGUUCAAACCUUGGCAUACCUAAUGACUGCUGCACUGCCAGUUACAACAUCAAAGUGAAAGCAUGCGACGCCGGUGGAAACACCUUUUAUGUGUACUACCUGGUAUCAACAAGUUAUUGCGAUUCUUAUUGUGCGGGAAACGAAGCACCUUGUCCAGAUGGCCAAGAAUACAACGCAUUUCUUCGGGAAUGUGGACCUCUCAUUCCAGUGCUAACUGACAACCCUGUCCUACACGCACCUGAAAUCAGAAAUAACAAGGUUGAGUUUGACUGUGAGGUCAAGUACCGAGAUGAUCCCUCGGCGCGGUUUGUAGUGAUGUUCUUGUUUGACAACGAGUAUUUUCCGGAGGUACCGAACAAGACCCUUACAGCUGGAGAGAGGCGUGCAACUCUGGACGCAAAAUACAUGGGUGAAAACAGGUUAAGCCAACCCGGCUGGGACUCAAAGAUGGGGAAAGAUGUGUCCUGUGUUGUCAGAUCUUUCUGGGAGGAUACCCCUUCUACAGUUAGUUCCUGGCGGCAAAGCAACUCCUACCACACAGGAAUUCAGGCAAGAAUACUUUGUCUCUAG
This is a messenger RNA of Branchiostoma belcheri (Belcher's lancelet), 815 nucleotides long. RefSeq names its product uromodulin-like. The transcript has 5 exons. The coding region runs from base 129 to 815 and encodes 228 amino acids. The record is from RefSeq and is a predicted model, not a curated record. Lineage: Eukaryota; Metazoa; Chordata; Leptocardii; Amphioxiformes; Branchiostomatidae.